Prunus mume (Japanese apricot) is the source of this 2046-nucleotide messenger RNA. NCBI's taxonomy places the organism in Eukaryota, Viridiplantae, Streptophyta, Magnoliopsida, Rosales, Rosaceae. The record is from RefSeq and is a predicted model, not a curated record.
CCAUAUUUCUCUCCUUGUGUUUCCCUCCCGAGUCCAGCCAAGUCUCCCAGCUCUCUCAUCAUUUCACAUACAACAAUACAAAUCGUCACUGCCAAAGGCCCAAAGCCAAACACACACACAAACAACGCAACCCUCUGCAAAAUCACAAAAUCAUAGUUUUCUUGCUCUCAAACUGAAAUUGCUGCGUUGCGUUUUUUCUUAUUUUUUAACAUCUUUUUAUUAUUUCUCUCACGCUAAUUGUGCCCCGAGAUCACCAAGUCCUGCAAGUGCUUUUUCGCGUGAUUCUCAGCUUCUGAACCACUUUUCUCUACAGCAGAUCUUGCUUAGCUAUUCAACUAUAUGAGGUUCGAUUUGAAGCACAGGGAAAGGUGAAAUGUUGUUAUUGAGAGAGAUAUAGAGAAAAUAUCUUACGGGAGCUCCUUAACCUUUUCAUAGUAUAAUCAAUAAUGUUAGGUUAGCAGCUUUGGGUUGUGAGUUAUCAGCUAUCGCUUUCUACUUGCAGUUCAUUUUUCCCUGAAUUUAUAGUCAGAAGCUUGUAAAUAACAUGGGAACCCUUUCACGCAGUGCAGGUGGUAGAAAACCAAACGAGACUAUGAGGCUUAUUGUGACAACUUUUGUAGGAGUAGUUUUUGGAUUCUUGAUAGGUGUAUCCUUUCCAACCUUGUCAUUAACAAAGCUGAACCUCUCAUCCAGCCUUCUUCCAAAUGUUGAUCUGUCGUACAAUGAGGACCAGAAAUCAGACAUCUCCAGGCAAACAAUUCUAAAUGCUUGGUCUUCUACGAGGAGUAAUGAUAGCUCAACUAAAGCUCAGAGUUCAAAUGGUACAGCAAGGAUUUGGGUGCCGUCAAAUCCUAGAGGUGCAGAAAGACUACCACCAGGAAUUCUUGCAGCUGAGUCAGACUUCUACUUGCGCAGAUUAUGGGGCAAGCCCAGUGAGGACUUGACCAUCAAACCAAGGUACCUUGUAACAUUCACUGUGGGUUUGAAUCAGAAAAAGAAUAUUGAUGCAGCAGUGAAAAAGUUUUCAGAGAACUUUACAAUUCUUCUUUUUCAUUACGAUGGCCAAACAACUGAAUGGGAUGAGUUUGAGUGGUCUAAGCGAGCUAUACAUGUUAGUGUCCGUAAGCAGACUAAAUGGUGGUAUGCCAAGCGAUUUUUGCAUCCUGACAUUGUGGCCCCAUAUGACUACAUAUUUAUCUGGGAUGAAGACCUGGGAGUCGAGCAUUUUAAUGCAGAAGAAUACAUAAAACUUGUGAGGAAGCAUGGCUUGGAGAUUUCACAGCCUGGUUUGGAACCCAACAAAGGCUUAACAUGGCAGAUGACAAAGAGGAGAGGCGAUCGUGAAGUGCACAAACAAACAGUGGAAAAACCUGGCUGGUGCACUGACCCACAUCUGCCUCCAUGUGCAGCGUUUGUUGAAAUCAUGGCUCCAGUAUUUUCUAGAAGUGCCUGGCGCUGUGUGUGGCAUAUGAUUCAGAAUGACUUGGUCCAUGGGUGGGGUCUUGACUUUGCCCUGAGAAAAUGUGUAGAGCCUGCGCAUGAGAAGAUAGGAGUUGUAGAUUCUCAGUGGAUUGUUCAUCAAACCGUUCCCUCACUUGGAAGCCAGGGUGAAACGCAAAAUGGAAAAGCACCAUGGCAAGGGGUGAGGGAAAGGUGCAGAAAGGAAUGGACGAUGUUCCAGAUGCGCGUAGCGAAUGCGGAAAAUGCUUAUUUUAAGGCCAUCGGGGUUGAUCCUUCCAAUUCGACAACCCAUUAGGAAGAGCGACGAUGACAGAGCUGCUAUACACUCAAUGAUCUUGACCUCUAUCUCGCUUAGAGUUUUACAUAAAUUUGUAAAAUCCAUUAUAAUCGCCAUAUUCAUUAAUUGACAGUCACAGUUUUAGGCCUCGAGUAAAACACGACGUCAAUUAAAUCCUUUAGAGUUUCAGUGCUUAGUGACCUCUACUUUGAGUGGGGUGCAACAUAUUAUUGUUAGAGAUAUGUGCUUGUUAAUUAAACAUAUACUAUAUACCAAUAAAUUCGAAUUUUAAAGAGCCGAUCGAUUCU